AUGAUGAUAUAAGUAUCAAAUGCCCAAAUUCAGAGCAUAAUAACAAUGUUAAAUUAGUAUGCUUUGAUGAAUCUUGUAAAUAAGAGAGAUUAUAUUGCAUAUAAUGUAUAAAAAAUUGAAUUCAUGUUUCUCAUCCUCAACAUUAAGAAGAAUUGCCUAAAAUGUUUGAACAUAUUUAAUAAGUUGAAAUUGAAUGUGAUGAUUUAACUAAUAAGAUGA
Molecule: messenger RNA, 219 nt
Organism: Paramecium pentaurelia
Lineage: Eukaryota; Ciliophora; Oligohymenophorea; Peniculida; Parameciidae
Source: the annotation of a GenBank genome assembly